This is a messenger RNA of Daldinia childiae, 567 nucleotides long. RefSeq lists its product as uncharacterized. The record is from RefSeq and is a predicted model, not a curated record. Lineage: Eukaryota; Fungi; Ascomycota; Sordariomycetes; Xylariales; Hypoxylaceae. The transcript has 2 exons. The coding region runs from base 1 to 567 and encodes 188 amino acids.
AUGAAUAUUCACUAUUCUAAGACGCUCCCAGACAACUGGGAAUCUUUGCUUGAAAAAUACAUUGCCGCAACGCGUGAUAACGACUACAUCCGGACUUGUGCUGAUCGAGAUUUACAUGAUCCAUUCCUCAUCCGAAGCCAGAGGAAUGUAGACGCCGCUGUACUAAAAGCAGCUCUUUUAGAAAUCCCUGCAGAAAAGUUAGAAGAGGGAUUAUUCGUACCUGGUGUAGGCGGGACACGGGAGCUCAACUUUGCUCCUCCACUAGAGCGGGAACCAACAGCUAUUGGAGGGACACGAGCCGAGAUGACUCAGAAAGAGCGGAUGGAUGCAUUAUUAACGAGGGUACUGAUUUCCAUUAUUGUAGGGGCUUUCCUCACUGUCCCUAUGUGGCUUAUGAUAUCAGUAACGACCCCAUAUGCAUCGCCGAUUAUAACAACCGUAUUUGUCUUUGUAGCCGGUAUUGCUGCAGCACGGGUGCUUGAUAAUGAUCUCGCGGUUGUCUCUGCUACGGCGGCAUACGCUGCUGUACUGGUUGUUUUUGUAGGUGCGAAUGGUUCUUCGACGUAG